GAUAGCGUCCGGUGUGAAAGCUGACCCCUCCUCCAUCUCCCCUUCGCCUCCUCCUCCAUCCACUCCUCCUUGUCCCCUCUUCUCAUUCUCGCCUCCCCUCCGCUGCUAUCCGGUCGCUGCAGCCAGCCCUCUUGUGCCCCGUCCCUUGCUUUCUGCCCUCGACAACCUCUCCUACCCCUGCCCCCCCCCCCAUAGUCUCUCUCUCUCCUACCCACACCCGCUAUCCACCCUCCCAAGUGUUUGUCUCCUCGCUUUGCGGUCUUGUGCCGCUCUUGGCGUUCACCGACUGGGUGUGGUGGUCCACACUGACAGCUGCUGCUGCUGGCUGCUACCCGGGCACUCACUGGCUUGCAGUAUUUGUUCUUGAGUAGGCUUGCUUAUCUUAUAGUUGGGAUGGGUAAUGCUGCACGGGUACGGCCGUAUAGCAUCGCCGUUUAAUCGGGUGGGGUGUGUUGAUGAAUGUACGUCUAGUUUUUUGUUUUAAAAAAACCAACGGCUCUUCUUGUGCGUUUUGUAUUGUUUUUGUUGUGUGUGUGUGCCGAUGUCUCAUUUAAUAACUCUUAACAUCGUGAAGGCGUGGGGCAAUUGAUAACGGAUGGAGUGGGACAACGAUAGCAGCAAUAAUGUGUCCCCUUUUAAACAAAGAGUGCAACCGCCAACCCAUUUAGGGCAGUGUUGUGAAAUGUAUCCGAUUAUAACCCUCCCCCCACCGCCUCGGUCUGAAAACAGCUGCGAUUAAUCCUCUAAGAGCUGUGCUGUUCUGUGCGCAGAUUUCUCCCUGAAAAUACCGCAGUGUAAAAAGCCUCGUUUGGGCGUUUGGCACGAGAGGACUUUUUUACGUUUUGGGUGGCUCUGGUCUCAAAGCCGGCCUCGACGAAUUAUAUUAUUUUGCAGUGCUGUGGGUGAAUCUGUGGUUAAAUGUGGAUCCAGUUUGGUUAAGCAGUGUCAUGCUUUUGCGGCGGAUGGAUUUUGCUUAACCCCACCAAAGUUGGGUGGUAUUGAGUUAAGCUGAGUUCAGACAAAGCUGGACUGUGUUGAGCUAAAUCCAUGCUUUUUUAAAAAACUGAGCUAAGCUUAGCUGUUUUAGAGGGGCUGGUUCAGACUUGUGCUGGAUUUAGCUGGGCAGAGUUUGGGUAAUCCGGGCUAAAUGGUGUUGGGCUUAGCUUACCUGGGCUGAGUUUAAAUCGAGCUGAUGUGGCAUUAACGUUGGCUGGGCUGGGUUAUGCUACUUUUGCCUGGGCUCAGCUUAACUUUGCUGAGCUGGGCUAAAUUCAGCUUGGCUGGACUUGAGUUUAGGUUUAGCUUGGCUGAGAUAAACUUGAGCUGGGUUUAACUGAACUUUGCCGAGCCGGACUAAGUUCAACCGGGCUGGACCCUCAACCGAGGUUGAGCUGGACUGAGCUAAAUUCCUGAGGCUCCAUCCCUGGGCUGGGAAGACGAGGAGCGAGGGCACCAUGUACACGUUUGUGCUGCGGGAUGAGAACAGCACCGUCUACGCAGCCGUGGCCAAGCUGCUGCAGAAGUCGGGCCACUGGAAGCGGCUGCAUCGGGACAGUCCGCGCUUCAAUCUCAUGCUGGGAGAGCGCAACCGCCUGCCCUACGGCCGCCUGGGGCAUGAGCCAGGGUUGAUGCAGCUUGUUAAUUACUACCGAGGCUCCGACAAAUUGUGUCGCAAGGCAUCCCUUGUCAAGCUGAUGAAGGCGUCCUCGUCGCCCUCCUGCAAGCCGGCGUCGUGGCUCCCAGAGUCCUACGUCAUCUUCCCGCUGAGUCCCAGGCCCAGCCGACGGCUUAGUCCCGGUUCGAGUCCCGGGUCCAGCCCCAGGUCCAGCCCGGGUCUAAGCCCAGGCAGGACAAAGCCACAGGCACCCGGGCCAGGUUCUGGCCGUGGCGGUGGGAGUGGCGGUGGCUUUCGGGAGCUGGCAGAGGCGCGCAGGCGGCACGCCGAGCGGCAGGCGGAUGAGCGCGAGGCCUUCCUCGUCUGCUUCCGCCAGCGAGCGCAGAAUCAGCAGGGCAACGUGUGGAUCGCCAAGUCAUCUGCCGGAGCCAAGGGCGAAGGUAUCUUCAUCUCGUCAGAUGCGGACGAGCUGCUGACGUUUGUGGAUGAGCAGAGCCAGGUGCACGUGCUGCAGAAAUACAUCGAGGAGCCCAUGCUGCUCGAACCUGGCCACCGCAAGUUCGACAUCCGGUGCUGGGUGCUUCUUGACCCUCAGUACCGCAUCCACCUCUACCGUGAAGGCGUUCUUCGCACCUCAUCCGACCCCUACGACCCCAGUGACCUCGGCCACACGACCAGCCACCUGACCAACCACUGCCUGCAGGAGGCUCUGUCGGGGAACUACGGGCGCUACGAGGAAGGGAACGAGAUGUUCUUCCCAGCCUUUGAGGACUACCUGCGCAGCACGCACGCCGUCGGCCUAGAGGACUCCAUCCUGCCUCAGAUCAAGCACAUCAUCAGGGAGUGUCUGCUGAGCGUGGAGGCGGAGGUGAGCACGCACGACCUCUCCUACCGCAGCUUCCAACUCUUCGGCUUCGACUUCAUGGUGGACGCCGCGUGGCGCGUGUGGCUCGUUGAGGUGAACGGGGCCCCUGCCUGCGCACAGAAGCUGUACGACGAGCUCUGUCAGGGCAUCAUUGACGUGGCCAUCUCGCCCACGUUCCCGCUCACCGCGGCGGUGUCCGGCGCCUCCGUGUUUGUGCAGCUCUAGCCGACGGACUCAAAGCACGCGGUCCCUCCCUUCCGCCCUCCGCCCACCUCCCCACAGCUUCAUUUCAUCUCACCGUUCCAUUAAGCACUAUUGUAAUGAUCCAGUCGUAAGCAAGCCUCUUCCCUAUCAAACUACUUCUCCGCAAAUUGCACGCCCCUGUCCUGUCCUUUCUCCAUCGCCGUCAUCACCACCAUCAUCCUCGUCGUCGUCACAACGAAGGUCUCGAUGCACGACCUCUCAGAAUCCCUGUUGAGGAGUCGCUGCACUCGGGGAUGUUUGACGAAUUCCUUGUGGAGUGUCGGGGGGUGGUGGAACCUCGUGUGCGUGAAGGGUAGCCUUUAAAAAAAAUCCGCACAACUAAGUUGGACAACCUACCUGCUUGCACUGCCUUCUACGUGCCACCUCGUGUCACUCCGGAGUUAAAGUGUUAGAGCACGAGAUAAUCUCUGCGCGGGUCGCCAACCCUCGCCUCCAAAGCCCCAGAUGACGCCCGUCUGCCUCCACACCCGGCUACUUACCUGCAGCGAGUGCAGAUUUACAUGCACAGGCGGCACCCCCCCCCCACACCCCCCCCCAGAGUUACGCAACAUCAUCACUAUACUAUUGCGAAAUAUAACAGCGUCUGGACGCGCGCGAGUGUCUGGUGCGGGAAGCUGUUAACGCGCCUCCCUAUGAACCUGGCGCCCCAUGUUCGAUUCUUAAACCAUGGCUAACAUUGGUAUUAUUUGAACCCCGAUUGACUCGGCCUUACGUGGGUAUCUGGUGCGAUGUGUGAACAUCAGCGCUGGGGAGACAACGGUGGAUGGGCGUGGUGCUGGUCACACCAUCUCGUGCGCCGUAAUGCCCUUCACUUGCCCCAUCGGCCUUUGUAGGUUAGAACACUAACCUUUGUCUUUGGGGUGAAUGAGCAUAGUGGUGGUGGAAUGGUUACCUCGCUGCACUUACGAACAACGGUAAUCUUGAGUUUGAUUCCCGGGCCACGACUAACACGAGCGCGCACGCGAUUGAUAAACUAGCUCAGAUUUGGCGACGACACGGUCGUUGUACCGUCCGAAGGGAAUGAACUGCGGGAAAUGUUAGAGCAGAAUAAAGAGAGUGGAAGGCUGCAAGGCUAGGCUCGGGAUGAACGUGAGCAAGGCAACGGUCACGUACAAGUUUCCUAAAGAUCGCCGAACGAGUUGACCUGUUUUGACGAGGAGAGCAAUGAACGAUGUGGUGGACGUGGCUGAUGGUGGAGGGGUAGACCGUGCGUGGUCGAGUAGAGAGAAGUUUUCCUUUUCAUCCAAUGCCUUAAGUCACAAUUGGCUAGGCUUGGUAGCCAACAUGCUGCCUAGCCCCCCCCCCCCCCCCAAAGACUCGUACUAGCAGUCACAGUAGUAAACAUUCCUCUUCCAAGUCGCGCGAACACUUUCACUGAGCGACUCGCAAACCCCCCCCCGCCACUUCCCAGGGUCGCACCCUUCCGAGACAACGCGCACGCUACAAAUACUGGGGGCCACGAGUGGAGAAACGGUGCUGUCCGCUCAACUUGCACGUGGAGUGCAACGCUUUGCAGUGUGCAACGUUUGACGCCGAACUUUAUUUAUACUCCUACGUGCGAACUCGGGCAAGGUAGUCGCUCAGGUCCGGCCGCGUGAACAGGGUUUGUCCAAAAACGUGCGCGCGGCUGUAUCCACGUCCGCGCCUGGCCAUUUCCGAUUGUGCGAACACCUUCAGAGGAGGGAGAGGAGAAGGACGACAGGCGACGCACAAAUACUGGCGCUGGGCGAGGGGCAGCUGAUGGGUCGGGGGCGGAUAUGCGAGUGUUGCAAUCUUCCUCGCUGUUGCUGUUACUGCUGUUACUGCUGCAUGCAAUGUGCGCUGCAGCCCGAGUGCUUUCUGUCAAAAGGGCUGUGGCUAAAUCCUUUAAUGCCACCGUGUUAAGCCUUCCGGUGGUGACGUUUUGCACGUUGAAUUUACACGGCAAGAGGAAAUUGGGCUGACGCUGUAAAUGCGCCCAAGAAGUCGCUGCGCUUCUGAGCAAUCGUGUUUUAAAAAAAAAAAAGUAACUUAGUUCACACAAAUUUCACGUUUUUUUUAGUGUUACCCAUAUUUUUUUUGUGUACAUUUCAAUUUCGCAUAACCGGGCAGUGAAGAGCCGCUCGCGUCGAGUGCUUCGUGUAUUGGAGACGUCAGUUUUGGAGGGUUUUUCGGCGGCUCUCCAAGCGUGGCCGUCCGCUCUAACGACGCGCUCCUUGAAGACCCUGCGCGGUGCAUCGUUUCCGAAAAGCAGAGGGGCGACAACGUGGAUUUGGCUCGCCGGGUUUUAAAGGAAUUUUUUUAAACCGCACGUGACGGUUCGCGAACCAUCACGAUUCGGUUCACGCAUCGACGCUUUGUGGCCCCCUUUGGCUGCAGCAUUUUUAGAAUGAACGAGUCUCACACCCGCCGCAGGACCACGUAACGACUCGAUGUCCGAUCCGCAAACACGAAGGGUGGCAUCAUGGUCAUCGCAGUGAUGCGCCACUCCACCAGGCGCAAUUAUCUGGCUCGGCUACUUAGAUGUAAAAUUAUAGUUGUUGCUCGAUAACAACAGCCAUACAAAGAAAAUACUUUUUUCGCACCGUACUUAGCCAACCGUGCUAAUCGGAGGUGUGGGGAAAGGACAAUAAACUAAGGACAACAUAAAGUAACAUGCACAAAUCGAAAAUAGUGAAUUAUCGUUGUGCCCGAAAGUGACCCACACCAAAGUCGAUAAUAUCAAGGGUUAAUAGUAGUGGUCGUAUUGCUAAGCUUCCAGAGUUAAGGGAGUUGGGGUAAGUGGACUCUCUGCCGAGUUUGUGAAUUUUCUCUGCUAAAGCUACCGCCAAGGGUCGCUAUUUGCAAGCCAGGCAACGAAUCGCCAACUCGUGAAACGGGGACGCCACCCACUAAACAAACAGCCGGUUAGGUAGUUAGGCACCCUUAAGGGUCAGGGGUGGGCAACCUGUGGCUCUAAGGACUGCUUCGUGAGGUUAUUUAUUAAGGGCCGUCUCGUAUUCAUGUGCAUUGACUGCUCUUGAAAUGUUUUUUUUACCGAAUUCGAAAAAAAUAUGUUCUUGUUAUUUUACCUGCCGACCCCUGUGCCCUGGACUGCCCGCCAUGGGUUUUGUGAAUGGUUAAAAAAAUUGUGCAUCGUUGUAAUCGCUCGACUUCGCCGACGGCACUGCCAUGCCUCUUUUUCUACGUCAAUGCGGCAACACCACGGGGGGGGGGGCGCCUGACCUGCCCUGGCUAUUUUUCCCCCCACUCGUGGGAUCGGCUGCCUUCCUUGUCCUCUUCCGCUGGGAAGAGAACCGGGAAGGCACCAGUUUGAAACACCUCUCGUGCUGCCUCUCAGCUCUCCUCCACCUCGGUGCAUCCAUGCUCCACCACCUUUCUGCUUCCACCGUGGUUUUCCUCCCCAAUUUUUGUUUUACGUCACAUCCCGCACCUCGGAUUAGCAUGGUCGGCAAAAAAAAGUUCCAACAUACACACAUAUAUGUAUUGAACAUACAUACAUGUUUUUUUUAACUUUUCGCACCAAACGUAGCCAACCGUGCUAAUCAGAAGUGCGGGAAAUCGUACAUACAUCCUAGCCGUCGGAGUCGACUUUUUGUCAGAUUGUUCUGACAUGGGGUAUCGCUCUUGCCUUCUUCCUCGUCUAUCAAUUUCUGGCUCGAUAUCCACUCUUGCAGCGCCUGAGCAGGAUGCGUCCACAAGAGCUGCUUCCUUGGGUUGCAUCUUCCUUUCAGCGUCGUGCAAAGACGUCGAUAAUGCAGCGAUCGCUUUUGAGGUUGUCGGCCCCCGACAGCCAAAAACUUGGCAGGACCCUUCUGGAAAAGAAAAUAAAGAGUCGAGACUCGCUGAAACUUGGCCGAGUAAACUAGCGCGAUAAGGAUAUGCAACCCAGCAAAGCGAACAGCUCCUGCGGGAAUGCAACAAAGCCGUAUGUCCCGGGCUGUCUGGCACAACGGUUUAAGCUUGACUCCAUAGCGCUUGUGACGUGACAGCGGUGUGAUGUAUGUAAUUUUGUAUUAUAACUUCACUGCAGUGAUGUCGCUCCAGUGUGUGUCCAAAGUGAACGUCGUCAUUUAACAAACGCCCAGCCCCAGUCUCGGACUGUCCACAACAUUGGGGUAGAGGAACGUGGAACAAGAGCCAUUUGUGUUUUUUUUCCCCAUUGUCUUUUGAACAUGUGUGGAACUCAUAAGUUAUUGUUUGUGUUUUAACUUAUUACUAUUAUCCUUACAUUUGAUUUCCUGUUGAAGAGUGCAGAAUGAAAUCAAUCCCUUUUUGGAAAAUGUAAAGCCGUCUUAUAUCUCGUUUUACACGACCCGAGGUUGGGUGGAACGGUGGCAGAGUUGUUCGUGCACAGUGCCGCGAACCUGUUUGUCCACGUUCGAUCCCAGGUCGCAGCUCACAUCGGUGGCAUCUGAAAUCUUACAUGGCCCUGUGCACCCCCCUCACCCCCACUUUGCCAAUCCACCCUGACCGUCAUGGUGAAGUAUGGUGAAACCACCACGACGGACACGAUGUGUGGAGGCCUUUGUCCAGUGGGUGAUUUAACACAGGGCUGUACAUUUGAUGGUGGCUCCACAACUACAAAUAUUUUAAACCAUCUGACGUGACGAUCCAUUGAAGCUUCAUCUGAAAAAUGCUGUUGUGAACGCAUGUAAAACAAUGCCUUUUUAAACGCAGGAACAAAUAAACUCAAUGGAAGGAAAUAAUCGU
Messenger RNA from Petromyzon marinus (sea lamprey), 7436 nucleotides. RefSeq names its product tubulin tyrosine ligase (gene TTL). Gene Ontology annotation, cellular component: spindle microtubule. Gene Ontology annotation, molecular function: tubulin-tyrosine ligase activity. NCBI's taxonomy places the organism in Eukaryota, Metazoa, Chordata, Hyperoartia, Petromyzontiformes, Petromyzontidae. The record is from RefSeq and is a predicted model, not a curated record. Gene Ontology annotation, biological process: microtubule cytoskeleton organization; protein modification process.